GACCGCAAAGACGAAGACGAUGAAGUUGGUUUGGUUGAUUGUAGUUUCAGUUAUGGCGGUUGUGAUAUCACAGCGAUUUUGGAUGCCAUCUUUGGAGUUUAGUCAUCUUUGGAGAACUGUUUCUUACCAUGGCUUUACAAACAAUUAUGGAAGAAACAACGAUAAAUUCAUCAAUGGCCUUCUUCCUCCAGGCUUCGAUCAAAAAUCCUGCUUAAGCCGAUACCAACUCAACCUCAUCAGAAAACCCUCUCCCCAUAAACCCUCUUUCCCUCUCCUCUCAAAGCUCCGUCGCUACGAGGCUCUCCACCGUCGCUGUGGCCCCAAUUCCCCAUCGUUCCGUCAAGCCAUUGUUCGUCUCACCUCACCCACCAACUCCACAGCCCCAUCAGAUGACUGCAAAUACAUUGUUAUUCUAACUCGAGACGGACUCGGCAAUCGGAUCCUCUCCAUUCUCUCUGCCUUCUUCUACGCUCUAAUCUCCAAUCGUGUCAUUCUAAUCAAUCGAGGCAAUACCCUCGAAGAUCUCUUCUGUGAGCCCUUUCUUGAAUCCUCAUGGCUUCUUCCCUCAGAUUUUCCUCUCCGGGACAAAUUUGGGUCAUUCCGUCAGUCCUUCCCAGAGUCUUUUGGGAAUAUUUUGAGGAAUGGGAUGCGGAAGGAAACAAUCGAAGAUUCACCUCCACCUUAUUUGUAUCUCCAUCUCUCUCAUGAUGCCGGCGAUUACGAUAAGCUCUUUUACUGUGAUCGACAACAAAAUCUUUUGAAGAAGGUUCCAUGGUUGAUUAUGGAGACGAAUAACUACCUGGUUCCGGCAAUUUUUUUGGUUUCUUCUUUUAGACAAGAGCUUAACGAACUCUUUCCGGCGAAGGACACUGUGUUCCACCAUCUUGGACGAUACCUCUUCCACCCGAAGAACGACGUGUGGGGGCUGAUUUUGAGAUCUUACAAGCCAUAUGUUGCCCGAGCAAAUGAAAUGGUAGGGAUUCAGAUCCGAAUUUUUGGAUCGGAGUCCGGGUCGAUUCAGGACCAAAUGAAACAGAUUCUAGCUUGUACACAGAAGAAGAAAUUACUACCGGAGACCGAACUAUCGUCGGCAGAGAAGGCGGAUUCCUCCACUUCUCAGAAGGUGAAAGUUGUGUUGGUGACGUCUCUCAACUCUCAAUACUCUGAAACACUGAAGGAGAUGUAUUGGGAGCAUCCGACUGUCGACGGCGAGAUGGUGGCGGUGUACCAGCCAAGCCACGAGGGGGUUCAGAGCUCCGAUAGUAGGAUACACAAUCGGAAGGCACUGGCGGAAAUGUACCUUUUGAGUUUGAGCGACGUGUUGGUGACGAGCGACUGGUCAACGUUUGGAUAUGUGGCACAGGGGCUGGCUGGAGUGAAGCCAUGGAUGCUUUACAAGGCGGAGGAUAAGGUGUUUUGGGCGUUACAACACUGGCUAAAGUACAAAACGAGCAAGGAGGGGGGUGACGAUUGGCCUUGCCGGCAAGCGGUGUCGAUGGAGCCGUGUCUUCAAGUGCCGCCGGUGUGCGAUUGCGAUGAGAUGAAAAGAAUGGAUGGAGGGAAGGUUUUGCCUUACGUGAUACAUUGUGAAGAUGCGAGUUGGGGCCUCAAAUUAGGUUGAUCAAAUCAACUUCGAGCACAUUGAGGGUUGUGAAUGUGUAAGUUUCAGUUUUUUUUUUUUUUUUUUUUUUUUUUUUAUAUAUAUAUAUUUUGUUUUUAUGGGAAUUGAUUUUCAAAAGAAAAAAAAAAUGUUAGACGAAAAUUGAAACUUAGAACAAGGUGAC
Molecule: messenger RNA, 1784 nt
Organism: Cucumis melo (muskmelon)
Lineage: Eukaryota; Viridiplantae; Streptophyta; Magnoliopsida; Cucurbitales; Cucurbitaceae
Product: galactoside 2-alpha-L-fucosyltransferase-like
Exons: 2
Coding region: 20-1621 (533 amino acids)
Biological process (GO): xyloglucan biosynthetic process; cell wall biogenesis
Cellular component (GO): Golgi apparatus; membrane
Molecular function (GO): galactoside 2-alpha-L-fucosyltransferase activity
Source: RefSeq, a predicted model, not a curated record